UCUCUCAGUCGUCUCCAAUUAUUCCAAGACCAGAGUUCCUCUUCGUUCCCGCGGGUUCUUCUUCGCCGUCACAGUCCAAUCUCCCGCCUGAUUACGUGGCGGAAUAUGUCUCGCCCGUCACAAACUGCUUUCCCGACCACCAGAACAGUCACCAUUUCCUUCUCAGAGCUCAAGGACAAGAACGCGGAUUUGUCCGUUAAGAUCGAGGAAGGAUUUGGACCAAGCGGUCUAGGAAUUCUAUCUGUAACAGAUGUUCCGGGAUUUUCUUCAUUGCGGCGAGAUCUCCUACGCCUUUCUCCAAGGUUAGCUAGCAUGCCUGAAGAAGCGAAGAGGGAGCUUGAGGAUCCUCAUAGUAGGUACAAUUUUGGAUGGAGUCAUGGGAAAGAGAAGCUUGAAUCGGGGAAGCUUGAUAUGCUGAAAGGCUCUUUCUAUGCAAACCCAAUAUUUGAUAGACCUACAACAGACGCAUCUCUAAUCCAAAGGUAUCCAUCAUAUUGUGGAUCAAAUAUAUGGCCUCAUAGUGCGUUGCCUGAACUUGAAUCAGCCUUUAAAGCUCUUGGCCAGUUGAUCCAUGAUGUUGGGCUCAUGUUGGCACAUCACUGUGACCAAUAUGUAUCCAAAGUGAUGAAAAUGGGAGAGGAUGAAGGCCUUGAGAAGAUACUUCUCCACUCUCGUUGUCAUAAGGGGCGUCUGCUUUAUUAUUUUCCAUCGGAACAGAGUAAUGAUAACAACUCCAUGUCGUCCUGGUGUGGGUGGCACACAGACCAUGGCUCACUAACAGGUCUGACAUGUGCUAUGUUCAUGAGGGAUGCUGUAGAAAUACCUUGUCCUGAUAGUGCUGCUGGUCUUUAUAUUAGAACACGAACUGAUCAAAUUGUCAAAGUUGUCUUUGGAGAAGACGAAAUAGCAUACCAAAUUGGUGAAACUACCGAAAUACUUUCAAGGGGCUAUCUUUGUGCAACACCUCAUUGCGUCCGGGCACCUAAAGGACAAGAGGCUUCUGGUCUGGAACGGUCAACCUUCGCAUUAUUUAUGCAACCUGACUGGGAUGAACUACUUAAUUUCCCUGAGGAGGUCCAUAUCCAUAAAGAGCUGAUUUCAUCAAGUGGACCUCUUACUUUUGGAGAGUACACUGAGAAGCUUCUUGACAUAUAUUACCACCUGAAAAAAUAGAAGAAACUUGCUUAUAAAUGCAGGUGCUUAAUAAUGGCUAUUAUCUAAACAAUAAUUCAUCUAGAUUGAUGCACACUUUCC
Molecule: messenger RNA, 1254 nt
Organism: Morus notabilis
Lineage: Eukaryota; Viridiplantae; Streptophyta; Magnoliopsida; Rosales; Moraceae
Exons: 15
Coding region: 106-1173 (355 amino acids)
Source: RefSeq, a predicted model, not a curated record